Messenger RNA from Cuscuta campestris, 2153 nucleotides. Lineage: Eukaryota; Viridiplantae; Streptophyta; Magnoliopsida; Solanales; Convolvulaceae. The record is from the annotation of a GenBank genome assembly.
CCCUCAUCCACUUACAUACACAACCAAAACUCUUACGUAUAGAUAAAAAAAACAAAUGGGGUGUUUGUUUCCUCCGAGAUUUUCGAUCCGGCUGUGCAAGGCGGAGCUGGUGACGCCGAAGGAGGCGACGCCGCGGGAGAAGAAGCCGCUGUCGGACAUCGACGACCAGGCCAGCCUCCGGUACCACAUGCCGGGGCUGUGGUUCUACGAGGCCAGGCCGUCGAUGCGGGACGUGGACCCCGCCGCCCUGGUGAAGGACGGCCUGGCCAAGGCGCUGGUGUUCUACUACCCCUUGGCGGGCCGCCUCUUCGAGGGGCCCAACAAGAAGCUGGUGGUGGACUGCAACGGGGAAGGCGCGCUCUUCGUGCGGGCCGAGGCUGAUGUGGCAUUGGCGAAGCUGGGCCGCUUCGUCCAGUCGCCGUGCCCGUAUCUUAAGAAGCUUCAGUAUCACGUCCCCGGCUCCGACGGUAUCACCGGCGCCCCUCUCCUCCUUAUUCAGGUGACUCGUUUCACUUGCGGCGGCUUUGCAUUGGGCGUCCGGUUCAACCACACCAUGGUCGACGGCUACGGUGUCGCCCUCUUCUUGAACGCCGUUUGCGAAUUGGCAAACGGCGCUUCCGCGCCCUCUGUUCUCCCUGUUUGGGAGAGAGAGCUCCUGACCGUAGAGUCAAAGGAGACGGCCCUAGCCAGGAGCCACUCCAGCGCAACGCGCGACCUCCAGGGCCUGUACGGGUUGGUCGCGCGUCGCAAGCGCUUCUUCAAGCCGCUCGACAUGGAGCGGUGGGCCGGCGUGAUUUUGAACUUUGAUAAGGUGGCGGCGAUGCCGCGCUUCUUCUUCUUCCCGGGAAUACUGAGGCCGAUCUUGCUCCAGCGCUCCUUCCUCGUCGGGCCGAAGGAGAUCCAGGUUCUGAAAGACCAGGCCGUGGCGCAAGGCUACGGCCAGUGCACCACGUUCGAGGUCGUUGCUGCAUGUCUGUGGAAAUGCCGCACCGUGGCGUUGCAGCCCGAUCCUUCUAUGACGGUUCGGGUCACGUUCCCCACGGACAUUCGCGGAAGAUCGUCUGCCACGGAAUUGCCGCUCCCCCGAGGGUACUACGGGAACGCCAUUGUGAUGCUCUCCGCCUCCACGACAGCAAAGCAGUUAAGCGAGAGCCCCAUCAGCUACGCCAUCGAGCUGAUCAGAGAGGCAAAGGGCAAACUAAGCUCCGAUUACGUGAACUCGGUGAUGGAUUUCAUGGUGUGCAACGGGCGACCGAGGAUGUCUGUGUUCGGGAACAUAUUGGUUUCGGACAUAUCGAGAAUCGGUCUUGAAAAGCUCGACUUUGGUUGGGGGGAUGCGAUAUUUGCCGGCGCCUCCACCGCCGCCUACGGAGCCACCUUCUUAGAACGUCCGAAGAGCGCCGCCGCCGGUUCGGAGAGGAGCAUUUUGGUGCCCAUUGCUUUGCCUCACAUUUCUAUGAUGAUUUUCAAACGCGAGUGGAAGAAGAUGACUACGCCUUCCUCUUAGAGACCGGCCUGCCGGUUCACCCUCAAAGUCGUACAUAUAUAAAUUAAAUACACUACUAGUAAAGUUAUUUAUUGGGAAAAUUUUGAAAAGUUAUAAACAUCACACCCAUGGGAUAAUAUUUCCUUUAUGUGAUGUCAAGUGUAGUGUCAAAUUUAUUAUUGGUUAAAAAAGAUAGGGUACACAUGUACGACUAUAAAAAAAGUAUCAUUGGCUCUACAUGUCAUUGGCAUGUUGAACAAUUAUCAUGUAAAAUAGCAUGGAAGAGAGUGUGCUUCUUGUUGUAUUUUAAUCAAAUUCUUAAUGCAUAUGGUGGCUAGUGGUGAGCUUUGCGUCAUCUGACCGAAGCAUUAUAUCUCACCGUAAGAAGUCUGACAUGCUCAUGGAAUGCUUGGCGGGGUGAAACGGUCUUGCCACUCCACACCAAGCAAGAAUUUCAGUGAUGUGGCACAGUGAGUCGAGGAGAUGCCACAAUGUUGAUGACCAUUUUGAUGGAGGAGAGGGUGUGCGAGUGAUGUAGGAUCAACGGGUUGUUUGUGAACAUUACUUACUCUGAAGCUUAAUUAGUAUGGUGUAACAUUGUAUUCUUUAGUAAUGUUUGAUAUAUUUGGUGUUUGGACGCUUGGAAACAUAAAGGGUUUUUUGUGCU